AUGUUUACUAAAGAUGACAUAAAGAUAGGGUCAAAACUAUCUGUACAGAAAGAAGGGGAAGAUCGAAUAGCUGAAGUAUUACAAAUCCAUCAAAAAAAGCAAAGAUUAGUAUAUUAUGUACAUUAUAAAGAUUUUAAUAAAAGGUUAGAUGAAUGGAUUGAAGGUGAUCGAAUAAAUUUUGAAAAACCACUAAUACAACCAGAAGUUAAAGUUGAAGAAAAUAAACCCAAAAAGAAGAAAACAGCUAAAUCAACUACAACUUCAACUACAAAUUCACAAACCAAUAAUAAUAAUAAAUCACAAACUGGAACAGGAGCAUCUACUCCACAAGAAGAUAUAAAAACAAAUGAUGAUGAAAUGGAUUUAGAAAAUUUAAAUGUUCAAGGAUUAAAAAGACCAGGAGAAGAAGUUAGUAGAGAAGAAGAAAUUAAAAAAUUAAGAGCAGGAGGAUCAAUGACUCAAAAUCAUUCAGAAGUUGCAAGAGUUAGAAAUUUAACUACUAUAGUUUUGGGGGAACAUAUUAUUGAACCUUGGUAUUUUUCACCUUAUCCUAUAGAAAUAACAGAUGAAGAUCAAAUAUAUAUAUGUGAUUUUACAUUAUCAUUUUUUGGAUCAAAAAAGCAAUUUGAAAGAUUUAGAUCAAAAUGUUCAAUGAAACAUCCACCGGGGAAUGAAAUUUAUAGAGAUUCAAAAGUUAGUUUUUGGGAAAUUGAUGGUAGAAAACAAAGAACUUGGUGUAGAAAUUUAUGUCUUUUAUCAAAAUUAUUUUUAGAUCAUAAAACUUUAUAUUAUGAUGUUGAUCCAUUUUUAUUUUAUAUUAUGACUAUUAAAUCUGAAAAGGGUCAUCAUAUAGUUGGAUAUUUUUCAAAAGAAAAAGAAAGUGCUGAUGGUUAUAAUGUUGCAUGUAUAUUAACAUUACCAUGUUAUCAAAAAAGAGGAUUUGGAAAAUUAUUAAUUCAAUUUUCUUAUAUGUUAAGUGCAGUUGAAAAAAAAAUUGGAUCACCUGAAAAACCUUUAUCUGAUUUAGGACUUUUAUCUUAUAGAGCUUAUUGGACAGAUACUUUAGUUAAAUUAUUAGUUGAAAGAAAUAAUCCUAAUUUAUUUAAAAAAAAUAAUCCACAAUUAAUUGAAGAUGAUGAAAUGGAUGGACUUACUCCACCACCUUCAAAAACGACAACCACCAAUGCAAAUUCAAAUGAAAUUACAAUUGAAGAUAUUUCAGCCAUAACAUGUAUGACAACUACAGAUAUUUUACAUACUUUAACAACUUUACAAAUGCUAAGAUAUUAUAAAGGACAACAUAUAAUUGUAUUAACUGAACAAAUGAUGAUAUUAUAUGAUAAAUUAAUUAAAAAAAUAAAAGAAAAUAAAAAACAUGAAUUAAACCCUAAACUACUAAAUUGGUCUCCACCACUGUUUACUGCAAAUCAAUUACGUUUUGGAUGGUAA
Molecule: messenger RNA, 1449 nt
Organism: Lodderomyces jiufengensis
Lineage: Eukaryota; Fungi; Ascomycota; Pichiomycetes; Serinales; Debaryomycetaceae
Gene: ESA1
Product: NuA4 histone acetyltransferase complex catalytic subunit
Exons: 1
Coding region: 1-1449 (482 amino acids)
Biological process (GO): regulation of DNA-templated transcription
Molecular function (GO): histone acetyltransferase activity
Source: RefSeq, a predicted model, not a curated record